Molecule: messenger RNA, 4342 nt
Organism: Fopius arisanus
Lineage: Eukaryota; Metazoa; Arthropoda; Insecta; Hymenoptera; Braconidae
Exons: 15
Coding region: 966-3290 (774 amino acids)
Biological process (GO): autophagosome-lysosome fusion
Source: RefSeq, a predicted model, not a curated record
CAGUGAGACGUCGCCUUUACAUUAUUGCACCUAUUUAACAAAAUCGUAUUCACACAGUGUUUCUUGAGUGAUAUCAAGGAUUUUGACAGAUUACUUGUCAACUAUUCUUAAGGAAUUUGAGAGAUGGUCGGUGGAGGAUGUUGAACGGGUUCAAGGGGUAGUGGAGAGUGGCGACAAAUCAAUUGUGGAGUCUACGAAUUUCAUUGAAUUUUUGUGAUGUGAUUAUCGCCGAUUCAGCGAUUCUUUGGAAUAAUUGGUUUCAUUUCUGUGAAAGUGAUUUUGACAGUGUAAUGUGGAUUCAUUUGACAUAUUGGAGUGAGGAUUAAUUGGUGUGAUUGUAUGUCCUUAUUCUUGCAGAUUAUUCUUAUUAUAGUUGAUGAAUUGUACUUUAAUCAAAGUGGAGUUAAUAGUUAAUGAGCAUUCUAAACUAACCGUCAAUCCGUGGGCUGACUGACAUUGAAGGAGCUCAAGGAAGGGUGUUAUUGCGUUGAUGUGGCGGCAACACUGCGCUGAAAGCCCGCUGCGCCACCUCGAGUGCCGAAGUCCAACGUCGCACUUGAAGUCUCGCCGUGAUGGAAUUGUUGGGAUUUCUAAAAGUCGCAUGUUAUGCACUGGAACUUCUAUAAACUUACGCCUUCGGAGUUUUGGAUUCUUAGAGUUUGCACUUAUGAAAGGAAAGAGUGAGUACGCUGACUCAGUAAGAGAUGAGUAUGGAGCAAUGGUGGCGCGAAAUACUAUUGUGCAGGAUCCUCACGGAUUGGAGAUAGAGACCGAACGAGGUUAGAGAGAACGGGCUUAAAGGGAAAUUCUGAUAAUGGGACAACGCUUCCCAUGCAGGCAGCGGCCACUUACGAAGGACUGAGGGCAGCUAUAAAACUCAGCAUUAAACAGGGAAUAUCAUAAUAUACGGUGAUGAUGGGUAUCGGUUGAACACACUUGACAUCGAGCAGGCGGUCAUCUUCAAGAUGCCAAUUUUUUCGAAGGUCUUACUGAGCCCACUGCUGCUAAUAUUGAUCAUAGGUAGCAGUCUGGCCUUUAAUACCCGUCAAACAGAAUGUGCAUUUCCAGUGAAAUGGGAAGGUACCUGGUUCCAAAGUGGUGUGAGGCAACCAAUACUCAUAUCCAAAAGUACGCUGUCCAGCAAGGGCAAAUGUUUAAGGAACGAAGGUGAUAAGUUCCUCGUCGUGGACGAAAAAUCAUGCUACAGAUGUGUUGUGAUACAUGAGAAGCACGCCAAUGUUCUGCAGUACAAAGAGACAUUUUGUCACCCGAGAAGCUCCUUGACGCUGCUGUGCUCAUACAUAACAGGAGAUGCUUUACUCUACUCGAUGUUUCGAGAGGAAGCAACGGCGGUGCCUUGUCCUUUUCGUGGCCCAAUGACAUUCAUGUAUAAUCGAGGUCACGGUACUUGUUCAAGUCCGCUCAGCAAUGUUGACACCUGUACAGAUGACAGUAGAUUACUAUUUAGGUAUCAGGCUUGUCCAGAUGUACCUGCUUCAGAGAGUGCAGUGGAGGAAUUGGAGUGUCUUGCAACGUGGAAGGAGGGUAGCAGUCGUUAUCUGGUUGGUCGAUUGCAUCAUGGCCAUGCGUCGAGCAAUGAGGAACGUUAUCGAUGCUUUGUUUAUGAACGUGCAGGACAGACUGUUGGUGGUAUGGGUAGACCUGUUCUGGGAAUGGCAGCUAUUGACCACGAGGUUGGGAUGCCGCCGAGUGGUCCAUUACCAGCUGGUAUACCUGAAGUUUAUCGCGUUGCCCAGAGUGGUGAUGCCACUUGCAAUGGUCUUUUCAGCCCUAUGGAGGGUUCACGUACGAUGACCUUGACAAAAGCUUCGUCACCGGGAAAGUGCAGGUUCCCAAGCUGGCUCACUGGUCACAAUAACAAUGGCCUCACGUGGCACACUCUGGAUCUUACUAGAUCUUACACGUUUCAUCUGCGAAAUGCGAGUUUGCAUGUAAUAAGGUCAAAUGCUACUAGGUACGACAUAGCAUUCCUGGAUUUUCAGGAUAUUAUCGAUGACCAGGAGGAACAGGACGUCAAAAUAUUAUGCAACAGUAUCAAACAGAUGAACCCAACGCAAUCUACAGCAAUGAUUGUGGCACAUUUUACUGUUGGAUGUCGAAGUGGAUACUUGUGCAUGACUUUCUAUAGAAGAGAUGGUCAUGUAGCAGAAGUGCAAACCGGGCGAGAAGUGUCCAGGGCUGAAGAUGCCUGCAGUGCACCACAUUAUCAAUCACACAGCGUGCCCUACCUCACAUUAGUCACGAGCUCACCGGAGCCUCGUCAGUGUCCUUACCUCGGAAAAUUUACAGUGACAAGUGUCAAUCGAAAUCAACGGAACAUUCGCGAGGAUCAUCAUACGUCAGAUGAUAAAAAAGAUGAGAGUCGGAUUAGACACUCUGACGAUCGUAGAGGACAUGCAUUCGAUUUCGAUACUGGAAAAAAGAGGGCUAACAAUGAGUAUCUGAGACAUGAGACGUCCGGGAGAGGAGUAAGGUCAGAAAGAACAAGUCGAGCACAUGACUCAAAGGUUGUGAAAAGAACGAGAAGAAAAUCUAGAUCAGAGGGACUUGAUGCGAUCAGUAGAACCCGGUGGAGUCCGGUAAAUGAAGACUUUAAUAUUAAUCCUGAAAUCCUGGGAGGGAGUCACAAAUUCUCAGAUUUUGAGGAUGAAUCGACUAUGAUUCAAAUACAGGACGAUUACUUUGGUGAUUAUAAAAUAGAGAAACCUGAAAAAAGAUCCAAUUAUCUUUCUUAUGAAGACAUUUUGAGAUUUAGAAAAGAUGUUGAAAGUGAUAACUAUGAUGAUGACUUUCUCGAAAGAAGAGAAAAACGAGAAGAGGAGAAUACAGAAUGUACCUCGGAGGUAACGACUUUAAAUGUCGGAUGUUCAACAGCUGAUCGAAUGGAAUUUCAGAAUGACUGUAUAGAUGAAAAUGACGCGAUUACCGCUUAUUCAUGUCAUGGAAGAUGGUUCGAUGCUGAAGGUACGCAGUUUGUGAUAGCAACUCCGCUGGCACACAGAACCUCGUGGCCAAAUGAAAACAAUGAGCCCCAGGCAUUUCAUAACAGUAGAAGAUUGUGCUUCAUGUACCGUGAAAAUGGUGGUGUCGUCAGUCUGACUGCUAGUACAAUCGCAUGUCAGAGAGAAAUUCUUCCAUCGCCACCUAUGCUAGCAUUUAACGCUACCAGUAUCGGACAAUGUAUGGAGGAUAAUGGCAGUCAAUGUGUGCAUUCCAUUCAUCUGCUCAUCAUGAUUUUCGUCACUGUAACACUCCAAGUACUCAGGUGAUUCUGAUAGUGACCCACUAUUAAAAAGGUCUUUAAACAAAAAUAGAAACAAUUUUUUUAACGGAAUAUGGAAAAUAUUCCAAUGAGGUUUUUGUGACAGCAGUGCUUCAAAAGUGGCGGAAACCGUGUUUUUCUACCCAAAUGAAAUAAAAAAAUCUCCAGAAGUCAGUCCCCAUCGUACUGAAAAUUUAAAAUUAAGAAAAAAAAAUUUCACUAAAUAGUUCAUAUCAAAGGACAUGAAAAAAUAACACAGAAAAUCGUGUGAAACAGCAAGAUAAUUGCCUAUCAAAUAAGACAGUGAAAAAGAAUGAAUAAAAAAUUACAGAAUAUAUAUGCGAGCUGCUACUGUGGGGUUUUUCACUCGACAGAGAAAAUAUGAACUCAACACCUGUGACAAGUUUUCGACUUCAGAAAGUAUGCAAUACCAGAUCCAAAAUGCGGGAUCGUGUGAAACCAUACACGAACCAUCAUUGGAGAAUAUACAUGAAAAGGUCGUAUGAUCGGCUGUCAAUAUGUUAAUAAUAGUAAUGUAGAUAAGCCAGUAAGUCUAAUAGUGAAACAAAAAUCAUAAGAAUCAGAAUAGUAAGAAUGCCAACAAUGAAGAAUCUAACACGCGUGCAUUAAUAUGUAUGCGUUGAAAUGUAUUCAAGGUGUAUGUGAUUGAAUAGAAUACAAAUUCGGAGACGGUAAAUAAUCCAAUAAAAAGAGAGUGUACCUUCGGAAGAAUAAAUGGACAAGGAAAAAUAAGAAAGAAUAGUCGAAAGAAGCGGAAAAGGAAUAGUCUGAAAAGGAUUAAAUAAAGCAAAGCUUCCUGGUGAUGAGGGAUGCAUAUAAUGUAAAUUGCUGUAACUGUGAUCAAUUUAUUGCACAAGAGAGAAAUGAAAUUGCAAUCAGAAUAAACGAAAAUUCGAUUUUCAAUAAAUGUUUUCUUAAUUUUGCCUAGCUAUUCCGAUUCUUCUGUAACAGAAAAAAAAGUUAUUCGGAUUUUUUUAAAACGCAAUUUCUUAGCGCAUAGUGCUAAGAAAUUCAUAUUUUUAGUCGGUAUUUGGGCUA